Xyrichtys novacula (pearly razorfish) is the source of this 1737-nucleotide messenger RNA. The record is from the annotation of a GenBank genome assembly. NCBI's taxonomy places the organism in Eukaryota, Metazoa, Chordata, Actinopteri, Labriformes, Labridae.
ACACACCUCAACAAGCACAGAAGAGCAGCACAUCGACAGAACGAACAGGGAUUCAGAGUGUAAACUUUUCCCUGAGAGGACAGUGAAGAAACCGGACACAGGAAACAGACUUUUACUAUCUGACACUGAGCUGCAGAUACUGUUGGACCCUUGACUUUCACUCUUUGUGGUUUUGGAGUGCUUUUUAAUUCAUUUUAUUUGGGACACUGUUGAGAGACGCCGAGUGCCUGAGUUGAUGCUUGUUUCAGCUGACUUUUGUUGAUUAGGAGACAGUGUUUCUAAAAGCAGCUGGUAAGAUCUCUUCUUUCAUGUCUACAAAGAUGGAACAGCCUUUUUAUCAUGACGACUCUUUUCUGUCGGCUUACGGCCACUCAGAUGCAGCAAUGCACGACUACAAACUGCUAAAGCAGAAUAUGAAUUUGAACUUGACAGAGCCAUAUCGCAACCUGAAAUCCCAGCUGAGAGCCGAGACAGACCCAUACCAAGGGGCACAGCAGGACGUGGGGUCCCUGAAGCUCGCGUCCCCUGAGCUCGAGAGGCUCAUCAUCCAAAACAGUAACGGGGUGAUUACCACUCCCACUCCGGGACAGUACUUCUACAACCGGGGUAUUACGGAUGAGCAGGAGGGCUUUGCAGAGGGGUUCGUGAAAGCCCUGGACGAGCUGCACAAGAUGAAUCAGAUGCCCCCAAACGUGUCCAUCGGAACCGGCGGAGUUACAACGUGUUCAGCGGCGGCCUCUAGUGUCUUUGGCUCAACCCUGCAGCCUGAGCCUCCCAUUUACACAACACUGAGCGCCUACUGCCCGAACACCAGCCUGUCUUCCGCAUCUAGCUACCCAACAGCCACCAUCAGCUACCUGCCGCCACACCAGCAGAGCCACCCGCAGACCUCAACGCACGGCACGCACCCGUUUCAGCACUCUCUUCCCGGGUCAGGACUCCAUCCGCAGCGGCUCGUGGCUCUGAAAGAGGAACCACAAACCGUGCCUGACCUCCUCAGCAGCGACGGCUCGCCUCCAAUGUCCCCGAUCGACUUGGAGACGCAGGAGAGGAUCAAGGCGGAGCGCAAGAGGCUGAGGAACCGGCUAGCAGCCACCAAAUGCCGGAGGCGCAAGCUAGAGCGCAUCGCGCGGCUGGAGGAGAAGGUGAAAGUGCUGAAGAGCGACAACGCGGGGCUCUCCAACACGGCGUCCGUGCUGAGGGAUCAGGUCGCCCAACUCAAACAGAAGGUCCUGACACACGUGAGCAGCGGCUGUCAGCUGAUGCUCACAAGCAAGAUGGAGGCGUUUUAAACAGCAGAGACUGAAAACUAAGAGACUGAAAAGUAAAAACACUGGAGACAUGAUCUGCAUGUGCAGCACUGGGAGAACAGCUGAUGUGAGGUCAGCUCUGACAGCAGCACGAGCAGAAGCCUGUGUUUAUGUUUAGAGGACUGAAAAGACUGACAGAAAUGGUACUUUAGGAUGCUGGACAUCACGCAAAGGACCAUUGAACCCCAGACACCAGGGCAGCAUCCAGACGAGCAGAAGUCUGCUCCACUGAUGGUAGAAAAUGGGAAUGAUUAUUGUAUUUCUUUGUACUUUUUGCAACUGAUAUUGUCAUGCAAUGCUGCAAUUCUUCAUGUGUAAAUUAUUUAGUCUGUCUGGUUGAUCCAGACAGACUGAUGAUGUCCAAUGUUUACACUGUCUUUUUUAUUUGUGAUGUGUAUUUAAGUAAAGUGUCUUAAAUUGAACCAGA